AUGGAGCAGAACAAAAAGAGUGACGCGCCGGUGGCGGUGGCGGCUCCGGCAAUCGAGACAAGAAGAGAAAUCAAAGAUCCUUAUACUAAAACACGUGUAUGGCUCGGCACAUUUGAUACCCCGGAGGAAGCUGCCAGAGCCUAUGAUGCAGCAGCAAGGGAGUUUCGCGGUACAAAGGCCAAAACCAAUUUUCCUCGGACGCUGACGCCGUUAAAUCUCAGCAACCACGGCGGUGGAUCCUCCGUUAGUACUGCUGCGAGUUUCACGGAUCUCAAGCGAAACAAUCAAUCUCGCCGUUUUCCUAUAACCGGAGUUUCUGCUCCGACGGCGGCGCGUGAUUAUCGUUAUUGGGAGGAUUUAACUGCAGCGGAAGUGAGUAACUGCGAACCGAGUAGUCAAAAAGGGACGGUGGCUUUCUUAGGUGGGGGUGAUAGCGUGAGUGGGUAUCCGACACAGAGUGAGUCUGAGUCAUUGUCCAUGUUCAGCUACAGCUUUAACCAUGUAGAGAAAUCGACCAUCGCCACCAACGUCGGAGAACAUGUGAAUGGCCGUCUAUUUCUCACUACGAAUUUUGUAUUCAUCUCCGUUUCUUGA
Messenger RNA from Capsicum annuum, 594 nucleotides. Its product is annotated as ethylene-responsive transcription factor 12-like. Gene Ontology annotation, biological process: regulation of DNA-templated transcription. Bases 1 to 594 code for a protein of 197 amino acids. The record is from RefSeq and is a predicted model, not a curated record. The transcript is spliced from 2 exons. NCBI's taxonomy places the organism in Eukaryota, Viridiplantae, Streptophyta, Magnoliopsida, Solanales, Solanaceae. Gene Ontology annotation, molecular function: DNA-binding transcription factor activity; DNA binding.